Messenger RNA from Penicillium macrosclerotiorum, 4464 nucleotides. Its product is annotated as chromatin-remodeling ATPase CHD1. The record is from RefSeq and is a predicted model, not a curated record. Gene Ontology annotation, molecular function: ATP binding; chromatin binding; histone binding. The transcript is spliced from 2 exons. Gene Ontology annotation, cellular component: chromatin; nucleus. Gene Ontology annotation, biological process: nucleosome organization; regulation of transcription by RNA polymerase II. The coding region runs from base 1 to 4464 and encodes 1487 amino acids. Lineage: Eukaryota; Fungi; Ascomycota; Eurotiomycetes; Eurotiales; Aspergillaceae.
AUGCAGAAUGGCUACUCGCAUUCACUAGCCACCGCUGAUCCUCGAGCGGAGGUCGACCUGGUCACCAAAAGCGAGCGCAGCCCAUCCGAACCCUUCGAGUCCCAUCCCGUCUCCGAGUCCUCCCCCGAGCCCGAUGCCGCAGACGACUCUUAUGAUGCCGAAUCUCAGGUUUCUGAUGGAGAAGAAGAUGAGGAGGAUGACGAUGCCGUUGCCGAGAACAGCGGUGAUGGGCUAGACCAGUCAAGCCGUGAAAACUCUUCAUCACCGCAACCAGACCGAGGCAUGAAACGAAGAUCAUCGCCGCUGGAUGAAACUGAGUUUAUGCGCCAGAAUCCUGAUCUUUAUGGCCUACGUCGUAGUGGUCGCGCACGUACAACCCGUCAUCUCGUCGACUCGUCUGAAUCCGAAUCCGAUGCAGUUGCGCCUCGCUCCAAGCGCCGGCGCAAGGAACAGUCCCAACAACCCUCUAAGACCUCACGGUCUGGGACUAUCUCGUCUUUUUCGGAAAGUGAUAGCGAUGAAUAUGGUGGCAAGUCAAGCAAGGCGCGGCGAAGGCGUCUGAAGCAAGCUGCAAGCGCCGAACCUUCAUUCACUGAAGUUCGUUUCUCGACCCGAAACACUGCCAAGGUUUCCAACUACAACGAAGAUGAAGAUGACGACAUUUUCGCUGAGGACCCAGAUGAGGCCACGGAGAACUAUUGGGCCGGUAGCUAUGUGGAAGAUACUCGGCCUGCGGUUGAUGUCGUUCUCAAUCAUCGGCGUAAGGACGGAGUUGACCCUAAUGACGCCGGAGUCGACCGGUCACAUUUUGAGUUCUAUAUUAAAUGGCAGGAUAAAUCGCAUUAUCACGCCACCUGGGAGCCAAACGAGGCCCUUGUCAACUAUCGGAGUACCCGCCGUGUAGACAACUAUGUUCGAAAAGUACUCAAUGAGGAGCUUCGCCUGCUGCAUGACCCAGACGCUGCCCCUGAAGAUCUGGAAAAAUGGAACCUCGAUCGUGAGCGGGACGUUGAGGCGAUCGAGGACUACAAACAGGUUGAACGAGUGAUUGGCGUCCGAGAAGGGGAAGAUCUAUCGACCGAAUAUCUGGUCAAGUGGAAACGGCUGUUCUAUGAUUCAUGCACGUGGGAAUCGGAAGACUUGAUCAGCGAGAUCGCACAACAUGAAAUCGAUCGUUUCAUCGAUCGAUCUGCCCGUGUACCAGUCUCAGAUCGGAUGGAGACAAAUCCGGAUACGCGCAGGCCAUUUGAGCGUAUUCAAACGUCACCAGAUUUUCUGCAGAAUGGCGAGCUCAAAGAUUUCCAAAUUAAGGGUCUCAACUUCCUUGCGUUCAACUGGGUCAAAGAUCGCAAUGUCGUCCUCGCAGACGAAAUGGGUCUCGGCAAGACUGUACAGACCGUCUCGUUCAUCAACUGGCUGCGUCAUGUUCGUCGCCAACAGGGCCCUUUCAUCGUCAUUGUUCCCUUAUCCACUAUGCCAGCCUGGGCCGAUACUUUUGACUACUGGACCCCGGACUUAAACUACGUUGUUUACAAUGGCAGCGAAAAAGCGCGCUCUGUACUCCGUGACUAUGAGUUGAUGGUAGAUGGCAAUCCCAAAAGACCUAAAUUUCAUGUCCUUUUGACGACCUACGAGUAUGCCAUGAAUGAUUCCCCUUUCCUUGGCCAGUUCAAGUGGCAAUUCAUGGGAGUUGACGAGGCUCAUCGUCUCAAGAACCGUGAUUCGCAGCUUUACGUCAAGCUGAGCGAAUGGAAGUGCCAGGCUCGCCUCCUUAUCACUGGCACGCCUAUCCAAAACAAUCUUGCGGAAUUAUCAUCCCUCAUGGACUUCCUCAAUCCUGGUCUCAUUCAUGUUGAUGCUGAUAUGGAUCUCAACUCCGAGCUUGCUUCUGAGAAGCUCGCUCAGUUGACUGAUGCCAUUCAACCGUACAUGCUGCGUCGAACCAAGUCCAAGGUUGAGUCUGAUCUUCCUCCAAAGACGGAAAAGAUUAUCCGUGUGGAACUUUCAGAUGUCCAGUUGGAAUACUACAAGAAUAUUUUAACAAAGAACUACGCUGCUCUCAACGAUGGUGCAAGGGGAAUGAAACAGUCCUUGUUGAACAUCAUGAUGGAAUUGAAGAAAGCAAGUAAUCAUCCGUUCAUGUUUCCUAACGCAGAGGCCAGGAUCUUGGAAGGUAGCACACGGCGAGAAGAUAUUCUUCGAGCCAUGAUCACGAGUAGUGGCAAAAUGAUGCUGCUGGAUCAGCUUCUUCGGAAGAUGAAAGAGGAUGGCCACCGAGUAUUGAUCUUCUGUCAAAUGGUUGGUAUGCUAAAUAUCCUGAGCGAGUAUAUGGAAUAUCGCGGCUACAAGUAUCAACGGUUGGAUGGAACUAUCCCUUCGGCAUCUCGUCGCCUUGCCAUUGAGCACUACAAUGCCCCAGACAGCACCGACUUCGCCUUUCUUCUGUCCACUCGUGCUGGUGGUCUUGGAAUCAACUUGAUGACUGCUGACACAGUAGUCCUUUUCGAUUCAGACUGGAAUCCUCAAGCUGAUUUGCAGGCCAUGGCUCGAGCCCACCGUAUUGGGCAGACUCGGCCUGUCAGUGUCUACCGCCUGGUCUCUAAGGACACCAUUGAGGAAGAAGUUAUUGAAAGAGCCCGCAACAAACUCAUGCUGGAGUUCAUCACUAUUCAACGGGGCGUCACAGAUAAGGAGGCUUCUGAGAUGCAGAACAAAAUGGCCCGCUCCAUCGGCGAACCCAAUUCUACAGAAGAUAUUUCGCGGAUUCUGAAGCGUCGUGGCCAGAGGAUGUUUGAACAAACCGACAACCAGAAGAAGCUCGAGCAACUGGACAUUGACUCUGUUCUCGCGAAUGCUGAAUUGCAUCACACUGAACAAGAAGAACAGAUUCAGGCUGAUGGUGGCGAAGAAUUCUUGAAAGCCUUCAACUACGUUGAUAUUAAGGUCGAUGAUCUUAGUUGGGAUGACAUCAUUCCCGCAGAACAGCUCGAGGAAAUCAAAGCGGAAGAGAAGCGCAAGGCCGAUGAGAAAUAUCUGGCCGACGUCAUCGAACAGAACAGGCCUCGGAAACGCCAAGCUCCUACUGACGACACUCGAGACACCAGAGAGGAGCGCAAAGCAAAACGCCAUGCUAGAGCACAAGUCAUUAUUGAUGAUGGCGAGGAAGACAACAGCUCAUUGGAUCCCAAACGUCCCCUUGGGGAGAAAGAAUACCGUGCUCUUUCUCGGGCUUUCUUGCGCUACGGCGAUUGGGCGGACUGCGAGGAGCUUAUUCUUGAGGACUCUCGGUUACAAAACCGCGAUCGAGACACCGUGUACGCAGCUCUUCGCGAGAUGACUGAUAAGGCGUCUGCUUUGGUACACGAAAACACAACUCAAAUGGAGGCUCUCAAGAAUUCGGGCAAAAAUGUUACAAAAAAGGAGCAAAAAGCUGUUUUGUUUGAUCACCAUGGGGUCAAGCGGCUUAAUGCAUGGACAAUGAUAGACCGGCCACCCGACAUGCGUCUUGUACGAAAGGUCACUACGUCGCUCCCGGACUUCAAGAACUUCCGUCUUCCAGAAGCUACCAAACUAGCUGAUUAUAGCUGCUCAUGGGGUGCUCGGGAAGAUGGCAUGCUUCUGGUUGGUAUUGCUCGGCAUGGCUUUGGCGCUUGGACUCAGAUUCGUGAUGACACUGAUUUGGGUCUUGGUGACAAGUUUUUCCUUGAGGAGCACCGAGUAGAGCGCAAGACCCAACGAAUGCAAGGGGAUGAGAAAUCCACAAAGUCUCCCGGUGCGGUUCACCUCGUCCGUCGAGCAGAAUAUCUACUCUCAGUUCUGAGGAACAAGCACAGCAAUGGUAGCAACGUCAGCGCGAGACGUGCUGUGGAUAACCAUCACCGUAACAACAAGCGUAACUCACGUGUUGGUAGCACCAGCGUCUCUGCAUCUCCUGCACCCUCCGGUCGCAAGUCUCAGCGUGAGGUUGAUCGCUCACGGCAGCGCUCCCAUACACAUGGCAGCCGUGACGGUGGUGAUCGCCAUCACACCCCUAGUCAUGAUCGCCCUCGGUCUGGUCAUGAUGCUGAGCGUCCUCGUCACCGUCUCUCGGAUGCUACCAAUGAAGAGCUUCGCCGAAGGAAAGGUCACGAAAAUGGCGGCUCGAAUAAGGAAGACAUGGCCUUUAUGUUCUUCAGACCCAUCGUCCCGAACCUCAAGCAAGUUUCCAUGAUCACAGCUAAAAACUAUCCCAAUAAGCAUGAGCGCGCCCUCAAGCUCCGCAACACGAUUGUGAAGAUUGGCGAAUUUAUUCGCAACACUUUGGAAGGCGAACAGUCGAUGCCUUCCCUUGAAAGACGCCUUUGGGAUUAUGUUUCUGCUAACUACUGGCCCAACAAGGAGGCAAGUGGUUCUAAGCUUCAACAGAUGUUCGAAAAAGUCAUGGAAGCAAGCAAGACGGAGAAGAAGUCUUCAAAUGGGUCAUGA